This is a messenger RNA of Anopheles darlingi, 735 nucleotides long. It is a transcript of the gene Rrp46, whose product is annotated as exosome complex component RRP46. Gene Ontology annotation, cellular component: cytoplasmic exosome (RNase complex); nuclear exosome (RNase complex); nucleolus. The transcript has 3 exons. The record is from RefSeq and is a predicted model, not a curated record. The coding region runs from base 55 to 711 and encodes 218 amino acids. NCBI's taxonomy places the organism in Eukaryota, Metazoa, Arthropoda, Insecta, Diptera, Culicidae. Gene Ontology annotation, biological process: nuclear mRNA surveillance; U4 snRNA 3'-end processing; poly(A)-dependent snoRNA 3'-end processing.
UUUAUAAAAAAAAUUGUGUUUCGUGCCGGUAAUUUAGAAAUUAAGCAACAAAUUAUGGAGCAAACCUUAUCGUUACGUCGUAUGAUAUGUGAGACCAACAUACUAUCCCGUUCCGAUUGUUCAGCGGCACUCUCACAAGGUGCAACACAGGUGAUGGUUUCUGCUAACGGACCAGCCGAGGUAAAGCUCAGAAAUGCAGAAUCAGAAAAUGCGCACCUCGAGGUACAGUACCGCUCGAAUGCUGGCCUGGAGGAUAUACAGAACCGCCUCGUGGAAAGCCUUAUCAAACGAUCGUUCGUCCGCGUGGUCGCCUCCACAGCUUUUCCCCGAUCCGCGGUGUACGUUUUUGUGCAGGAGAUGACCGAUAAAGGAGGUCUACUGGCCUGUUGUAUUAAUGCGACCUGUCUGGCGUUGAUUACCGGUGGGAUCGAGCUGAACUUUACCGUUGCCGCCGUGCACUGUAUCAUCGACGAGGAUGGUAACACGAUCCUGGAUCCGGACAGCAAACAGAUGAAGCUAGCGCGGAGCUCGUUCACGUUCGUCUACGAUAGCAUUGCCAAAAACACCGUGACCUCGUACGUGUACGGUAGCUUCACGUUCGACGAGUAUGAGCGCGUGGCAUCGGUUUGCAAGGAAGCUGUGGAUAAAAUUUUUAAUUUCUAUCGUAAAGUCUCCGAAAACAUAACGCAAGUUGUCACUAGUGAUAGCUAAUAAAAGAGAGAGGGGGAAAAUGAA